Messenger RNA from Malaya genurostris, 789 nucleotides. RefSeq lists its product as uncharacterized. Gene Ontology annotation, biological process: DNA integration. The coding region runs from base 1 to 789 and encodes 262 amino acids. The record is from RefSeq and is a predicted model, not a curated record. Gene Ontology annotation, molecular function: nucleic acid binding. The transcript has a single exon. NCBI's taxonomy places the organism in Eukaryota, Metazoa, Arthropoda, Insecta, Diptera, Culicidae.
AUGGCCAUAAGGCGAUUCAUAUGCCGACGAGGGGCUCCACUUGAGUUCUUUUCCGAUAAUGGUACCAAUUUACGCGGAGCUAGCAAGGAGCUAGUUAAUACUGUUCAUGAAAUCGGAAUCGAUUGUGCCGAAGAACUAACAAGUGCAAAAACUAAAUGGACUUUCAACCCACCAGCUGCUCCCCAUAUGGGCGGAGUAUGGGAGCGUCUAGUUCGCUCAGUUAAAGAUAUGUUGAUUGUGUUCAACGACGGUGGAAGGUUGACUGAUGAAACGUUACUAACUUCAUUAAUCGAAGCUGAGGACAUAAUUAAUUCGCGUCCUCUUACUUGUGUAUCUCAAGAGUGUGUAGAUGCGCUCACUCCUAACCAUUUUUUACGAGGAGUUACUUUCAACGAUACUUUCGCUACUCCAAGUAUCCCGAAUGCUGCGGAAGCUCUCCGAGACACGUAUAAGCGAUCCCAACAGCUCGCGACUGAGCUAUGGAAACGUUGGAUUAAAGAAUACAUUCCGUCGAUAAACCAACGCAGUAAGUGGUUCGAAGAAUCGAGGCCUCUGAGGGUAGGAGACCUGGUCUACGUAGUUGAAGGCAGCAACAGGAAGUCUUGGAUUCGCGGUAUAGUUGAGGAGGUUAUCUUGGCACGUGAUGGACGAAUUCGUCAGGCAUGGGUUCGCACCAAAAGUGGCCUAUACAAAAGAGCAACAACGAAUCUAGCUGUACUAGAGAUAGGUUCUGGUAACCCUGAACCGAACAGUGAUUCCGGAUCAGAAUUACGGGCCGGGGAAUUGUAA